UUGUUCUUCCAAUCUUCUUAUUGGCUGCCUAUUCUUCUACAUCCAUUCAUUCAUACAUUGUAGAUUGCUUCACAAAGUUAACCAUCACAUUAUAUAAUCAUUGUUCUUCCAAUCCUCUCAUUGGCUACCUAUUUUCUUUGCAAAUUGACAAAAAUUGACUCUUCCUCUACAUGGUUUAUGCAAACAAUUGGUUGAUUUGCUGGUUUUAUGAUAGCUGAUUUAUACAAUCAACUGGUUUAUGUAAACAAUUGGCGGCAUGUGUUGUGUUGCUGAUUUACAGCACAGAAGAAGGUAUUCUCACUUAUUUUCUCUUUCUUUUUCUCUCUCUUUCUCUCUCUCUCUCUCUCUCUCUCUCUCUCUCGUCCGCACAACCACACCAAACAACACCAUGCCUCACCUCCUCCACAAUCACCACCGAAGAAGACCUCACCUCCGCCUCAGUUUGCCGCCACAAUCACCACCGAACAAGACCUCACCUCCACCUCAGUUCGCCGUCCAAUCCAUCGCGGCUACCUAAUCAACCCCCACCUCCAAUGUGAUAUCUGGUCUCAUCUCUUCACCUCAAUCCUUCACAUAAACCCUUCUCAAUCCUCUGUCCUCUCACUGAACCUCUCUUCACUCUGCCAUCAAUUCAACACUCCAUUGACAGAAAAAGGAAGCACUUGCUCAACACAGGACAUGGAAAAAGAAAUUGCACGGGCCAAAGAAAUUGUAUGACACUUGAAGAGUCUGUUGGAAAAAGACUGCAAAAAUAUGGGGAAUCAGAUAAUAAAGAAUUGCUUCAGAGGGAAGUUGGUUUUCGGUGGUUAUUCAGUUUCAAAUCAAAAUCACCGGAAAAGCCAGUCGCGCCACCACCACAAAAGCUUUUUCUAUGCGACAGACUGAUAAAGGGUGGAUUUUGAUCUAGCUUGAAGGUUUUGAUCAUCUGUUAUAAGUGGUGAACCUAUAACAUGAUGAACAAAUAUCAUAUUGUAUAAUCUUCCUUAUGUUACCUCUUUGCUUCUUAAAGAUAGUAUAAAUGAAGAGUCCAAAUUAAAGAAAGCAAUUUUUAGGAUGAAAAUUAUAUUGAACUACUUGGAGGGCAUUUGUAAAGUAAAUAAUCUAAUUGUUUCUUCAAAAAGCACUUAUAAAGGCUGCUGAAGAAUCAAGUUAAGGGAGGAAUUUGAAAGUGAGGGCAGAAAGCUUACUCUUAAAGAAGAGUCACAGACUUUUGAUUCAAAUGUAAUCACGUCUGGAACUGAAUUCAUGGUUGUUUUAUCAAUUGCACUUCAGUAUUAUGUUCAUCUUAAGCUGAACAAUGACCCUGGUUGGAAAAAUAUCAAGAAGUAUUCCUUAUCUUUGGCGACGAUCCAAUGCUUGCAGUGGCUCAUGGUCGCGGUGUAUAUUGUGAUGGUGCAGUGUAUUGUGGAAAUAUGGACAGCGGAAGUUGUGGAAUACAAUGUUUCGUAUGUGUACCACUCUUUGUUUGCAUACUUUGACAGAGACAACGUACCUCUCAAGGGACUUGCCAAGUUCUUUAAGGAAUAUAGUGAUGAAGAAAGAGAGCAUGCUAUCAAAUAUCAGCUUUUUAUGUGACUUUUUAUGUGAAGAGGGUUCUCAAGAAAAGCAUGAUGAUAUAGAAGAUGAUAAUAAGGCUUAACCCUGCCUCAACCUUCAUCUGGGAAGGAAAACAUGAUUAUAGUGUUUUCCAAAGUAUCUUGAAAAAUUAUAAUUCAUUUUUUUAUCCUGCUUCAUGUUUGUAUUGAUUUUGCUUGAUUGUCUCCCGUAUUGUUUACUUCCAGGGAUGAAACUUAAACUCUCAUUCAGUCAUCCAAAUUCAUUAUAGAAGAAGGCCAUAUAUUUUCAAGGAGGGACGUUUAAGUCAUACCAGUUCUCUAAGCUAGCAUUUGAAAAUAAAUUAUCAGUUGAAGAGAAUUCUAUUAUCCGACUAAUUUGUAAUUUGGAGAUAGUUUGUAUCAGAAAAUCGAUUACUUAUUUGUACAUUUCGUUUUGAUUAUGUAAUUGGAUAUCUUAUAAUACUUAAAUUGGGUCCAGAUUAUAGCUA
This is a messenger RNA of Trifolium pratense (red clover), 2044 nucleotides long. Its product is annotated as ferritin-3, chloroplastic-like. Gene Ontology annotation, molecular function: ferrous iron binding; ferric iron binding. The transcript is spliced from 11 exons. Gene Ontology annotation, cellular component: cytoplasm. Lineage: Eukaryota; Viridiplantae; Streptophyta; Magnoliopsida; Fabales; Fabaceae. The record is from RefSeq and is a predicted model, not a curated record. Gene Ontology annotation, biological process: iron ion transport; intracellular iron ion homeostasis. Bases 1246 to 1575 code for a protein of 109 amino acids.